AGAGGACGCGGCGGGCGGGCUAGAGCGGCGCGGCCUGACCGUAUGGGGGCGAGCGGGUCAUGGAGGACGAGCAGAGCUUCUCGGAUAUCUGCGGCGGUCGCCUGGCUCUGCAGCGCCGCUACUACUCCCCGUCCUGCCGGGAGUUCUGCCUCAGCUGCCCUCGGCUCUCGUUGCGCUCGCUCACUGCUGUCACCUGCACCGUGUGGCUAGCGGCCUACGGACUCUUCACCCUCUACGAGAACAGCAUGAUCCUCUCUGCUGCCAUCUUCAUCACCCUCUUAGGCCUGCUUGGUUACCUCCAUUUCGUGAAGAUUGAUCAGGAGACUCUGUUAAUCAUUGAUUCCCUUGGCAUCCAGAUGACUUCAUCCUAUGCCUCAGGCAAAGAAAGUACCACCUUCAUUGAAAUGGGCAAGGUGAAGGAUGUUGUCAUUAAUGAGGCUAUUUACAUGCAGAAGGUCAUUUACUACCUCUGCAUUUUAUUGAAGGAUCCACUGGAACCACAUGGGAUAUCUCAAGUAGUACCUGUCUUCCAGGGGUAGCACUGAGAAAGAAGUCAAAAAAGGAAAGAUGAGGGUCACCCAGAAAUAAUCCUGGCGCAUAAGCAAUGACCACAACUCUGCUCUGGACCAUGGAAAUCUGCUUAAGGCAGAAAUGGGUGGAGAUAGUGACCCCUGGUGGUUAGUAGUGUGCAGGCAGGCGCUGCAGAGUGGACUGGCUCAAACAUGACCAGAUGGGAACAGCAGCUCCACGAGAAAUUUAGGGCGUGGUAACCACUGCUUCCUCUGGAAACCACCAGCACUUACCUGAGCAGCAAAGAGCUUAGCACCAAAGAAAGGCCAUUUCCGGGCCACUGUCAGGUAGAUGCGGAUGCACUCAGGAGGGGAGCAGCCUUGCAGAGCCACCCACUUUGUGGUCAGCAGAUCUGCCAAGUGCCUGGUUGGGGCGGAUGGAGAGAAGGUGCCAGUGAAGUGCCAACAUGUUUUCAUCACAGCUCUGAGGCCCUCCCCACUCUGCAGCCUGUGCCUCCCCAACAGCAACUCCCCCAAGACCCUGCAGCCUACCUCAGCUGUUCAGGGGGUGCCUCGUGUCUGUAGCGCCUUGGGUAGAACCUGUCUAGGACUUGCUGGAGGUGAUGCUGAGCCUUGGCAGGGGGUGUGCCCCCAGGGCCUGGUGGGAUGGACCUCUCCAAGUCCCCGUACUCUACCUGUGGUAGAAGCACAUGGAGGGACCAGUCAAGAAUCUGGAGGUGGAUGGGGUGGGGCGGGGCAGUUGG
Diceros bicornis minor is the source of this 1273-nucleotide messenger RNA. It is a transcript of the gene PIGH, whose product is annotated as phosphatidylinositol glycan anchor biosynthesis class H. The record is from RefSeq and is a predicted model, not a curated record. Lineage: Eukaryota; Metazoa; Chordata; Mammalia; Perissodactyla; Rhinocerotidae. Gene Ontology annotation, cellular component: glycosylphosphatidylinositol-N-acetylglucosaminyltransferase (GPI-GnT) complex. The coding region runs from base 60 to 539 and encodes 159 amino acids. The transcript has 4 exons. Gene Ontology annotation, biological process: GPI anchor biosynthetic process.